AUGCUCUUCGUGUGGCUUCUGCUGGUGCUGCCGCCGACCCUGGUGUUCGCCUAUGUCGUUCUGUCGGGUCUGUUCAUAUUGGUCCGCUCGGGUUUGAAGAACCCACAGUCGCGUACGCUCUGGGGAUCCCAUUUGGUCUUUGCCACGAUCAGCUCGGGCUACCUGCUCUCAUUCCAUGAGGCCUCCAAGCCCAUGUGGGGGUUCGUCGGUCAGAUGGUCUCGCACAUCAUGCUGCAGCUCAGCUCCAUUACAUCGGCGUCGAUAAUUGCCGACCAGUCGACGAUAUUGCACCAGAUCGACUGGCUGGGCGAAUCCACGGUCAUGCUGCUGCCCAUCAUUGAGCGCAAUGCCCCACUCUCGCACCUUAUUGCCGUCGUCCUCGGUCUUUUCAUGUCCAGCUUUGUCACAUUUAUGACCGCCUCGCUCAAGCAGCGCAAGAUCCCCGAGCACAUGUACUCGUUCGCCGACACGUCCUUCAGAAUUGCGCUGAGCCUCGAGUUCUAUCUGGGCACGGUGAUCUGGUUCCGCUUUUGCCUGGCGCCCGUCCUGGCGUACUUGGGCAUGACCUCUACACACACGGCCAACAUUCAAUGGAGUGGAACGCUCGUUCUGGGCUUCUCACACACGACUGCCUUUGCGUUUGGCAGUUUCCUCUACCGAGACUACUAUUGCCGAGGGUUCGACAAGAAGCCCCAGAGCGCGUUCAUCAAGCACUACUCGCUCUAUGGAUUCAUAUUUGUUAUUUGCCGUGUGGUCUCCCAGGUGCUAUGCUCCAUGCGCGCCUGCAGCCGCAACGGCGAGGCCCUCCUCAUGCUCGUCAUUUACUUUUUGGCGUUCCUGCAUGUCACUAUCGAGAAUGAGACCUUUCAUAACGUCGUUUGGCCGAUCAUAUCCAUGAUGGGAUUUGCCGUCUUCUUCCUGGACGCGUACCUGAGCCUCUUGGCGGCUCAGAUCGGCUCGUUCCUCAUGACACCCAUUGCCUCGGCGCCACCACUGGUCGUCGUUCUAUUGUUGGGAGCCUCGAUGUCCACCAUUAUCCGCUAUCUGACCUCAUCCCCGACCACCAAUGACAAGGAUGACAUGAAGCUGGUCCCUGAGCAGAUGCACGACCAAAAGCGCCGUGCUCUCCAGUUCCCCCCUCCUUAUCCCAAUGGAUGGUACAAGCUUGCCAAGUCUGGAGAUGUCAAGCCCGGUCAGGUCAUCAACGUCAAUGGUCUCGGUCACUCGUUUGCCGUUUUUCGGGGCGAGGAUGACGAGCAAGUGCAUGUCUUGGACGCCUUGUGCCCGCACCUAGGCGCCAACAUUGCGAUCGGCGGCGUGGUCGAGGGCAGCACGGUCGCAUGCCCCUUCCAUGGCUGGAAGUUUGACGGCUCGGGUGCUUGCAUCGACAUCCCUUACUCCAAGUCGAUCCCCUCAUUGGCCCGGACCAAGCGCUGGAUCCAUCGCGAGUAUGCCGGUAUAAUUGUAGUCUGGUACGAUGCCGAGGAUCGUGAACCCAUGUACGAACCCGUCCCUUCUCCCUUGGCCGAAGGCACCUUUCGCAGGGUCGGCUACCGCAAGAGCACCGUCCCCAUGCAUAUCCAAGACUUUGCCGAGAAUACUUCGGACUGGAUGCACUUCAGCCUGUUGCACGAUCGUCUGUCGAUCCCGAUCCUGGGCCGAUUCCUGUACAUAAAGCACCGGACCAAGUGCAACUUUGACGAAGAGACCAACCCGUACAAUUUUGUCUUUACGGACCACGCGACCGUCCACACCAUCUUUAGCGACAAGCCCCUCACGGCGGAGGUGUUGGCCCAGGUCGAUUUUACAGGUCCCGGAGGGCUAGUGUUUUUCCGGCUCUAUACACCCCGUGGACUGGUCAUCAUCAUCAAGUCGUUUUUACCCGUUGGCGAAAAGGGUCUGCAAUUGACCAUGGAGGAUGAGGUCUAUGCCGAGAACUCGGUGCCGUACCUGGUAGUGCUGCAUGUCAUCCGGGAGGCUAACAAGACCUUUGACGACGACAUCCUUGUCUGGCGCCACAAGACGUACAGGCAUCGCCCGAUCUUUGCCAAGGAGGAUGCGCCUGUGAAGAAGUUCCGCAAUUAUUACAAGCGGUUCUACUCGCCAAACAGCCGUAGCUAUGCGCACGACACCCUGGAUUGGUAG
Messenger RNA from Linnemannia hyalina, 2145 nucleotides. Lineage: Eukaryota; Fungi; Mortierellomycota; Mortierellomycetes; Mortierellales; Mortierellaceae. The record is from the annotation of a GenBank genome assembly.